Messenger RNA from Prunus mume (Japanese apricot), 1903 nucleotides. It is a transcript of the gene SDG20, whose product is annotated as SET domain protein 20. Lineage: Eukaryota; Viridiplantae; Streptophyta; Magnoliopsida; Rosales; Rosaceae. The record is from RefSeq and is a predicted model, not a curated record. Gene Ontology annotation, molecular function: protein binding.
GUGUGAAACUUAUUAAAGCCCACCAAACAAUGGAUAGAAUUCACGUUCAUUUUAAUUGGAAAUAUCCAAUCCAGUUCAGCCGAUCAAACAGGGCCAUCAUAUCGCUUGAGAUCGUCCCGCUAUAUUGAUAGCAAUAGCAGCGUAGUCUUCAUAUUCUUAUCAAAAAUCUUUUUCUUCGAAGGAUGCAGCAAACCCAGUCACCACCAUCCAAACGCAACCACUCUCCUUCCCUCCUCCUCCAAUGCGCAGAGCUCGUCCUUUCAUGGCUGACCCCACAAGAACUCGCCACCAUCUCUCUCACCUGCUCCACCCUCCACACAAUUUCUAAGUCCAUCACUCUCCGCCGAGCCUCCGACGCAUCCAGAGCCUUCGAGAGUCAUCCCAUUCCAUUCCACAACUCCGUCGAUGAACACCCGUAUGCCUACUUCAUCUACACCCCAUCUCAAAUUCCUUCUUCCUCUUCUCAAUUUUUAGGGCGCCAAUCCUGGGGCUCCAGUUUUUCUGCACACAAAUCGAACUCGGUGACUGGACUUGGAGUUCAAACGCUGCGUUUCGUGGACGAUUCGGGAGAGUGUGAGUAUGGGUGUGAAUGCGAGGCAUGUGGGGAAGAGGGAGAUGGGGCUGAUGGGUGUCCGUGUUUUGGUGGCUUUAACGACGUCGUUGCGGAGUGUGGGCCGAGUUGUGAGUGUGGGUUGGAUUGUGGCAACAGGUUGACUCAGAGAGGGAUUGAGAUUAAGUUGAAGAUUCUGAGGGAUGGGCGAAAAGGGUGGAGUUUGUGUGCCGACCAGUUCAUUCCAAAGGGUCGGUUUGUUUGUGAGUAUGCAGGUGAACUCUUGACAACCAAAGAAGCAAGAUUGCGGCAGCAGAUAUAUGAUGAGCUUGCAUCAGGUGGUCAUUUUUCCCCUGCUCUUUUGGUAGUGAGGGAGCAUAUGCCAUCCAGAAAGGCAUGUCUAAGAUACAAUAUUGAUGCGACAAGAGUUGGAAAUGUAUCAAGGUUCAUCAACCAUUCGUGUGAUGGUGGUAAUCUAUCCACAGCACUGGUGAGAAGCUCAGGUGCUUUACUCCCACGCCUUUGCUUUUUUGCUUCAAAAGACAUAAAAGAAGAUGAAGAGCUUACUUUUAGCUAUGGUGAAAUUAGGGAAAGGUCUAAGGGGUUGCAGUGCUUUUGUGGGAGCUCUUGUUGUCUUGGAAUUUUGCCCUCAGAGCAGACUUAAUUGUAGUUUUUUGCCUCUAGACUAAGUAGUCCUGUAGCUUGAAUUCUGUCUUUGUAGGAUAUGUAGGAGGGAAAGGAGCAGUUGAGGGCACAUUCAGGAUUGUGCAAUAAGUGGUAAAAAUGAAAAGGGGAAAGAGAACAAGGAGAAGAAAAUAGCACCAUAAGUUUGUUAACUUAUACCUAAUACUUUUACUGAAAUCUGUAAUCGGUUUAACUUGCAAUUUGCUAUUCGGAAUCGGAUGCAGAUGCAAAUUUUGCAAAGUUAACGGUGGGCCAGUGUUCAUGUGUUUCUUUUUCUGCUUUUAUAAAUGAUUCCUCUUGUUUUUUCCUCUUCCUGUCUUAUUAUUUUUCCUACGUUAAGGUCAAUUGGCCAAGGUUAAUAGGAGCCGCAACUCAACACAAUAGCUCUAUGGUAUCGAGUCUUUUGGUGGUUCAACUUUGUGCAAUAUCACAUUCCUUCUAUCAAAGCUUUGUACCAGCUCUAGCUAGGAUUCAGUGUUUAGAGUUUAGAAACCGGUUUUUUACUCACACCUACACCGAACGAGAGUGAUCAUGCAUCUCAUCUACUAUAGCUUAAAGUUUCUGUGCAGACCAGGGCUGGUUUUGGUGUUUCUAAAUUCUCUCUUCAGCUUAGGGCCAAUUCCGUGUUGCUUCAAGUUUCGGUUAGCUUUGUCUAAUGCUGCUGUUGAU